This is a messenger RNA of Paralichthys olivaceus (Japanese flounder), 1263 nucleotides long. The record is from RefSeq and is a predicted model, not a curated record. NCBI's taxonomy places the organism in Eukaryota, Metazoa, Chordata, Actinopteri, Pleuronectiformes, Paralichthyidae.
AUGUUUAGCUGGUCUAAAUGUGGAGGCAGCGUGCGUAAAAUCGCGCGUAACCUCCACAUGGAGACGCGCAGUGAAACAACAUCUACAAGCGGCGGACAUCAUCAGGCAGCAGAGUUCAAGGCGCAGUUGGAGACACUCACCCUGUGUGGCAGAUCCGUCCAGCACGGAGCUGAAGUGGAGGAUAUGGGUCUGAACGAUCGCUUCGCCAUGUUCAUCGAUAAAGUGCGUCACCUGGAGCAGCAGAAUAAAGUGCUGGAGACGGAGCUGGUGACCCUGCGGCAGAAGCAAGGCGAGCCGUCCCGCAUCGCUCACCUCUACCAGCAGGAGAUGAGGGACCUGCGGUCGCAGCUGGACGACCUGAGCAGGGAAAGGAACCAUAUUCUGAUCGAGAGGAACAACAUAGAGGACGAGCUCCAGAAACUCAACGUGAAGUUUGAUGAGGAGGUGAGCGCACGGGAGGAAGCAGAGCAGACCUUGAAGUCUUUCAGGAAGGACGUGGAUGACGCUGCAGUCAUUCGCUUGGACCUGGAACGCCGGGUGGAGUCGCUGACGGAUGAAAUCUCCUUCCUGAAGAAGGUGCACGACGAGGAGAUCCAGGAGCUGAGCAGCUUGAUGGAGUCGCAGCAGGUCUCCGUGGAGCUGGAGCUCGCCAAACCGGACCUCACCUCGGCUCUGAAGGAGAUCCGCAACCAGUACGAGUCCAUCGCCUCCAGGAACCUGCACUCGGCCGAGGAGUGGUACAAGAGCAAGUUUGCCAGCCUCAACGAGCAGGCGACCAGGAGCAACGAGGCCAUGAGGGCGAGCAGGGAGGAGAUCAACGAGUUCAGGAGGCAGCUGCAGUCCAAGACCAUCGAGAUCGAGACGCUGAGGGGCACCAACGAGUCUCUGGAGAGGCAGAUAGCAGAGAUGGAGGAUGGACACAACGCUGAAGUCUCAGCCAUGCAGGACACUAUUGGUCAUCUGGACACUGAGCUGAGGAACCUGAAGGGUGAGAUGGCCCAGCACCUGAGGGAGUACCAGGACCUUCUCAAUGUCAAGAUGGCCCUGGACAUAGAGAUCGCUGCCUACAGGAAACUGCUGGAGGGGGAGGAGACUCACUUUAACUCAGGGGUGUCUUUCGGUGCUGCCAGCUUCAACUAUCAGCCUCGAGCCUCCGCCGGCUCCUCCAAGAGCAGCCAGAGGGAGAAAGAAGGAGGCAGGAAGGAAGGUUUCAAGGAGAUCAGUGAGGACAAAGAUGAAGCAGACAUCAACUCCAACAACUGA